This is a messenger RNA of Xenopus laevis (African clawed frog), 1552 nucleotides long. Its product is annotated as protein kinase C delta type-like. The record is from RefSeq and is a predicted model, not a curated record. The coding region runs from base 676 to 1236 and encodes 186 amino acids. Lineage: Eukaryota; Metazoa; Chordata; Amphibia; Anura; Pipidae. The transcript has 3 exons.
AUCUCAAUCUCAGUCACUAGGGUCAAGUGGCCAGAAGGUUACCUGAAUUCUUUAUUCAUGUCUCCACUUCCUCCUUCUAGGUAGGCAGAAAUAAAUAAUAAUGGCAGUCUGAACUGAAACCUUUUCAGUUGCUCAGUGAACAGAACAGCCUGUUUAUAUUGAAUACUAAACAUAAUAGAAAAGCAUUUUUGUGUUCAUUUGCUGACCCAUAGGAUUACCUGACAUCUCCCUGAGAACUAAACUCGACAACACUGCCCAGUCUUCACAAGCAAUUGCUGAGUUUUCUAACUCUGGAUGAAAGUGAAUGUUUCACCACUGCCUACUAUAGGAAAUACUAUAGGAAAUAUUGUUUUCCUAAUUUAUUUUUCUAUGAUCCCAUCUGAUGUAGUGAUAAUAAUGAUUUUCCUCAGAUAUGUUUUCCUAUUAUACUAUGCUCUAUUAAUCUGCAUCUGGCCUGCAGUGUACAUGUGCUGUAACAUUCAGGUGCAGCAAAAUGGCAGUUGGUCACAUGGUAUGCGCACUUCCUGUUAUAUACCCAUGAUCCCUUGCAAAGUAACAGUUGGUUGCAACGAGCCUGGUUGUCUUUGGUGCUGCACCAGCAUUUUGCGAUUUUGGAGAUUUGAGCGACUUCCAAAGCGAUUUUUUUUACAGUGAGAAGAAAAGAACUUAUCCAGGAUGGACUCUACAAUCAAUAUGAUCAAGCAAAUAAGAUCUCAGCUUGAGGAGGACAGCAGGAUGGAAACACAUGAGAGGGUUAAGAGAAAGAGGGAGCAAAGCCCAGAGAUAAACAACAAAAGACCCCACCAAAAGACAGAGCGAGCAAGGGAGAGGAGAAGGAGGAAGAGGGAGAGGAGGAGACAGAGGCUCUUGUAUGAGAAGAAGGAAGAGCAAAGGUGGAAAAGACCAAGAAGCAGCGACAGGGAUGAAGCAGAAGAAGGAGAAAGUGCCUGGAAGAGACCACACAUGGAUGAAGAAAGAUGUGAUCCACUGGACAUUUCCAGCUACAAUUUCCAUCACGAGCUGGGCAAUGGAUCAUUUGGCAAUGUUAUGUUAGCAUCAUUGCCCAACAGAAAGAAACCAGUGGCAAUUAAAAUCCUUAAGAAAGAGAACAUCAAGCUUAAAGAAAGAUAUGAGACCGAAGUGAAGGUGAUGAAGCUGGCUUGGAAAUGCCCUUUCCUGUGCAACAUCCAUGCAGCAUUCCAAACACAGGUACAAUUAAGUGUCAUAUUGCAGUGAGGUGUGUUGAUGUAGUGGCCUCUUGCCAAGAGAACAUACAAUUUGCUUUAGAGGGGAAUAUCCCUAUGCGAGUCUCACAGGGCCCAGCAAAUUUAUACCAGAGUUCAGAUUGAGAGGAGGCCUAGUUACUGCCGCAGUUGUCUUAAAUUACUGUUUUUAUUCGAAUACAUGAAAAAGAACUAAAAGUGUUUGCUGACUAGAAAAUAUUCUAUAGUUCACCUUGGCAUUGUAUCUACCCAUCAUUACAAAUGAGGUAUUGGAUCUCUUAUCCAAAAAAACGGUUAUCCAGAAAGCGCAAUAUUGCAGGAACGCCAUC